AUGGAUUUCACCUUUCACAAAAGGAUCCGGCAUUUCAUCGCCAGCGCACCAGGCACGUUUGUGGGUGUGGUUGACGUAGAGGACCCAUUUUUCAUCUCCAGUGACAAUGGUGUCCAGCCAGUCGAAUCUGCGGUUUCUGGAAGGCAGCUGAGUGCAGAUGUCCAGGCGUCUUUGGCGGUUGCCGUCGCUCUAUGCAUGUGGGAGCCAUUGACCGAGUUUUUUUCACCAUUCCGAGAGAUCACAGUCCAUUGCUCACGGUGGACAGUGAACAGCCAAGACUGGCAGCAAAUUACCGCACACCUUCAUAUGGAUGCUGCUCCGCCAGAUUCUUCAUAUGGACACCCCAUAGGAAGAACUCCGGAAAUUAGAUGA
This is a messenger RNA of Necator americanus (New World hookworm), 372 nucleotides long. RefSeq lists its product as uncharacterized. Bases 1 to 372 code for a protein of 123 amino acids. The transcript is spliced from 3 exons. Lineage: Eukaryota; Metazoa; Nematoda; Chromadorea; Rhabditida; Ancylostomatidae. The record is from RefSeq and is a predicted model, not a curated record.